Molecule: messenger RNA, 9925 nt
Organism: Paramecium sonneborni
Lineage: Eukaryota; Ciliophora; Oligohymenophorea; Peniculida; Parameciidae
Source: the annotation of a GenBank genome assembly
AUGUUUGAAAAAAUUCUCUCAAGAAUUUUAUUGACGUAUUUUGGUAAAUUCAUUAAAGGCUUUGAUCAAACAACUUUAUAGUUGGCUCUUUGGAGUGGUAACAUUGUUAUAGAAAAUGUUUCAUUAAAGACAGAAAUAUUUACAGAUUUAGAAUUACCAUUAGAAUUAAAAUUCAGUUCAAUAGGUAGAUUAAUUCUAAAAAUACCUUGGAAUAAAUUAUCAUCUGCUCCUGUAGAAGUUGUAUUAGAAAAUAUUUUGAUUGUAUUUAAUCGAUUACCUUAAUAAAGAUGGGAUAUUGAUGAUUCCAUAUAAAUUAAAAGAAAGUUUACUAAAUUAUUGGAAAAGGUUAGAUAGAGUAUUUCUCUAAAAAAGAAAGAACAAAGUGAGAAUUCUGGGUACUUUGAAAAAUUAACACUUAAAGUAAUUGACAAUUUGUAAGUUUCCUUGAAAAAUAUUCAUUUUCGUUUUGAAGAUUAAAAUUAUUCAUGGGGUAUUAAAAUGGAUUCUUUAACAGCAUUAACAACUAAUGAGCAAUUUGUUGUAGCUUUUGUUGAUAGAGACGAUAAAAAUACAAAGUUUGUACCAAGAAAUAAAUUAAUUGAUCUAAACAAUUUAUAAUUAUAUUGGAAUACUAAAGAAACCAUUUUUGUAUCUGAAAAUAUUCCAGAAGAAUAACUACAAAUUUUUAAUUAUGUCAUUUAAAUAAGUGCUUAAUUUAAAUUAAUAAUUAAUCAUAAAGAAAGAUUUGAAAAACCACAUUAUCUUUUAGAUAUGUAAUUAGAUCAAAUUAAUUUAAAUCUAAGGCAUACUUAAUUAAUAUAAAUAAUAUCAUUUUUAGAAUUAAUUUCAAAUUAUAACAGUAGAUUAUGGUCUUAAAAAUAAGAAUUAUUGUAAUAAGAUGUUAAUAUUUAUUAAUCAAAAUAUUGCGAUGUUUUCAUAUUGUUUUUGAAAAAUGAUUUAAAAGAUAUUGAAUAAUUAGGAGAUGAAGAUGAAACUCUUGAAUUUAAAAAAUUAAUUAGAUCAGUUCCUUUUAAAUAAUUAGAAUCUUGGAGUUAAUAAGCAUAAAAAAAAUAUUUAUUAGAUUUAAAGGUUUAAGAAUAUUAGAAAUAAAAAUCUAAAAAAGAAAAGGGUUGGUUCAAUUUUGUGGGGGGAUAAACAUAAGAGGAAAUUAAUGAUUCUGAAUUAAAAUCCCUAGAAGAAUUUAUUGAUAAUGAAGAAAUCAGUAUAGUGUGUAGACCUUCUGAAUCAGUAAAAUUUAAACUUAUAGCAAAAUUAAAGUAAGCUCAUAUAUAAUUGGUUAAAGAUAAUAAUACUUUUUAAGAUGAAGGAAUAAUAAAAUAAUUAGAAUAAAUAGAAAUAGAUUGGACUUAAUAUGAAAACAAAGAUUUCUCAUUUUCUACAAUGAUUAAAAAAGUUAGUUUAUAAUUGGUAAAAAAUUAGCAAAUUGAAGAAAUUUGUUAGCCUACUUAAGAAACAAAGGAGUUUCUUAAAAUAUCCUUAACAAAAACAACUACUAUAAAGGUUUGUAGAUUGGAUUUUCGUUUUCUGAUGUAGAGUUUAACAAUAAAUUAUAAUCCUUGUAUAAUCAGAAUAAUAAGAGAAAUAGCAGAAGUUAAAAAAGGAGAUUAUGUUGAAUAGACUUUGAAAACCGCAACAUGGAAUUAAAUAGAGAAAAUAUAAGAUUCAACUGAAUCUUAGUUAUAGAAUAUUUUAUAAUCAAAUAUUCAAUUAAAUAUUGAUACUUAGAUUUUAGAACCAAUAUUAAAAUUAUCAAUAAAUAAUAAUGAGUUUUGGUUGGUGAAAAUGGAUAGCUUUCAUAUUAGUACAAAAGGUUCUAAUUAAUAAGAUUUAUAUGAGAAAUUUGAUAUUUCUUUGAGCAACUUCAAAUUUUUAUAUUAUCCAGAAAGAUUUGAGGAUUAAACAUUGUAGGUUUUGAAUGAUUAUAAUUUAUUUAUUUAAGUUUAAAGGUUGAAGAGUAUCAAUCAUGAAUUAAUAAAAAAAGAAAAUAAACCUAUAAUUAUAAUCUUAGGAAAAUUAGAUCCUAUUAAUAUUACGAUUAAUGAAAAGGUAUAUAAACAUUUAGUUUAUUUACCUGAAACCAUUUAUCCUACAUAAUCUGAACUUUAGAGAUUAUAAUAGUUGGAAUUAGAGAAAUAGCUUAUAUUAAAAUAUAAAGUAAAAGAUGGAAUUUUAAAAAGACAAGGAUAAUUAAUCAAAACAUGGAAUUCUUAAUUUGUAGUAUUAAGUAACUUUGAUUUAUAUUUUUAUGAUUAAGAAAAUGUUUUAAUGGCAAAUUCAAAAUUAAGUUUAUUCAAUUCAACUUUGUAAUUAUUGCAAGUCGAUGAUUAGUAACAUUCCUUUAAGAUAACUAAUAAAUCUGGAGAAUAUAUUUUUGCUUGUGAAAAUAAAAAUGAAUUAAGAGAUUGGAUUAAUAAAAUUAAACUGUAAAUUUAAUAAUAUUAAUCUUAUGAAGAAAUUUAAGAAAAAUAAGUAGAAUAAAUAAAGGUUAAAUAAAAUGACUAAAUGUAGAUUGAUUUAUCAAUAAAGAAGAUAGAGGUGAAAUUAUAUAAAGAUAAUAAUUAUCCUAGUGUUUAUUAAGAACAUCUUUUAUUUUUGUUAAAAAUAAAUAACUUAAAUUUUUAAACAAUUAAAUAACAAUAAAUUUAGCAACUAAUAUAGAUUGAUAAUUUAUCAAUUUAAGAUUGGAUAUUUGAUUAUAAAAAUCCUCAAAAUUAAGAUUUGAUUAUUUUAAGUAAUAAAGUUGAAAGUCAACCUUCUUUAAGAAUAGAAUUAACUCCAAAAAAACAAAAGAUAAAUGUAGAUUAAUUAUAAAUAAAUUGGAAACCAGAUACAUUUUUAAAGAUUAGAUUAUUAUUAUAGAUAAUCGAAGAUAGGAAAUCAAGGAAAUGGUAUUUUGCAGGUGUUCGAGAUUUUGAAGCAGAAUAGUUGAAAAGAGGAAGGAAUUGUGAUUAAGAAGAAUUAAAGAAAAAUAAAUUAAUUGAUGGAUUAAAAGCUGAAUUUAAUAAAUGUCAAAGAUAUGGUUAAUCAAAAUUGAAAGUGAAACAAAAGUUUAAUACUUUGGUUGAUCAUUAAAAUUUUUUGAAUGAUUAUGAAUGGAUUGAGAAUCAGAUUUUAUCAUAAUAUCAAAUAAAGAGUAGCAAGAAUACAAUAAUGGAAUUGGAAACAUCUAUAAAUUUUAUUUCAGUUAAUUUCUUUCAUAGAACUAGUCAUAGUUUGCUUUUUAAAUGUGAUUUAGAUGAGGUGAAAUUUACAUUUAAAAAAUUAUAAUUUAGUUAUUAUUUGGAUACUCAUUUGAAAGAUAUAAGUUUAUAUGAUAUGACAAAUUAUCCAUUUACGAUAGAUAGCAAUUUAUAUUUUGAUUUGAUAAAACCAUAGAAAUUAUUAGGGAAGAGAGAUUAAUAUGAUGAAUGGGUUGUAAGAUUUAGAUUUAGUGGAUAUGAUGAAAUAAUAAUAGCAAAUUAAGAUAGAGUUAAUGCAUUUCUUUUAAUUGAAAUAAAUCCUGUAUUUGCAAUAUAUCAACAUUAACCUUUAAUGAGAUAGAUAGAUUAUAUAGUAAAUUAAAUAGUUACUUUGAUAAGAGAACCUGAAGCAUUAACUAUGAAUACUGGAUAUAUUGAACAAAAGAGAAGGAAUAAUAAUUAAUUGAAAGCAAAAAGAGUAUGGGGUGAUAUAGAUUUAAUUUAAUCUAAAUUUAUAUGCCCAACAUUUUUAGAUUUGAGAAUUAUUAUAAAUAAACCAUUGGCAAUUAUUAAGGGAUGGCCUGAUUUUACUGAAUAUUUUUAAUUGGAUUGUGAAGUAGUAGAAGUAUAUAAUAAAUAAUAUAUUGAUAUGAGUAGAUUGUUAUAAGAAGGAGGUAUUUAAUUGAUAUAAUCAAAUGAAGAAUGGAUGCCUGAUGGUAAAAUUAGAAAAGCAUGGAGUGAAGCAUAUUGUAUUGAAGGACACAAUAUGCAAAUUUAAUAUUUUGAAGGAGGAAUUAAUUAAAUUAGUUCUUUAUUUGAAUUUAAUUUAUCAUUUGAAAGAGCCUUACAUUAUUUUGAAAUAAAUGAAUUGUAUGAUAAUGUGAUAAUGGAUGGAAGUAUCAGAAUUCGAUCAUGUAUGUCUCCUAUAAUAUUGAAAUUAUACAGAAAAGAAUAUUUAGAAAUAUGUAAAAUGAUAUUUCAUAAUUUUACUAAUGAUGAUUUUAAAGAUAAAUUAUACAUACAUGAUUUUGAAGUUGUUCGUUUAUUUGAACCUGCUCCAAUAUCAUUUUGGUUAGAUUUUAUGGAUAUUUCAAUAUUUGCAUUAAGCAAGAAAUCAUAAUAACCAUUAGUAUAAGUAAAUAUGAAAUUAUUGAGAUUAGAAUGGUUGAAAGCAACUCAUAUAAAUUUAAAUUUGUUUAGUUAAUUAAUCACUAUGUUUCAUUAUGAUGAAUUAAAUAAUGAAUUAGGAUUUGUGGGAGAACUGAAUUCAAAUCAAAAUUAAGAUAAACUAUUUUAAGUGAAUUAAUUGAUAAAUGGUGAAAAACCCACAAAACAAAGAGAAGAGUUCAACAGAUAUAUUUUUGAUCAAGAUUUUAAUAAGGAAUAAUCUUAAUUUUAAAUGUUAUUUUAUAUAUAAAAGCCGAGUUCAGAUAAAGAAUGUCAUAUAGUUUUAAAAAAUGUUAGAAUGACAGUAGAACCAACAAUAUUUAUAAAUGUAGGUUUAUGGAGUAGAUUGGAGUAAUAAUGUUGGCCUAUUUAAACAGAAUUUGGAGAGAUGCCAAGUAUUAAAUUAAUUGUUGAGAUUUUAAAUUCAAGUUUAUGUCUGUAAGGAUUGGAUAAUAAUUACAUACUUGGAACUAAAGGUGAUAUUUCAUAUGUUUGGAAUAGAAGUAGAUUCUUACAUCCCGAUCAAAUAAUCAUAAAUCUAAAAAAUAAUUAAUUAGAUAAAAAGUAAAUAGAUGUUAUAGGAGAUGCAUUUGAACAUAAAGUAAAUUUAAAGAAUUUAGAACUAUUUAAAUGCAAAUUCAUCGAUUAUAUAAAUUAUGAUCUUAAAUAUGUAAGAAAGAGACAUAUCAUUUUACCAUUCUCAUUAUUUUUCUGUAUUAAAAAUGAAUUGUAAGUUGAAUAUAGUAAGUAAUUCAUCUAUUAUCAUAAUAAAUAUUCACUUCAUAUUGAUAAAACUAUAUGUAAGUUUUCUUACUAGGAUUUAGUAUUAAUAAUGAGUAUAUCAGAUAAAUUGAAAUCGAGUAAAUAAGAAAUUAUUAGAGAACCUAUUUACUAAAUAGAAGAGAUUAUGAAUUAAGAAUAACCAAUUAAUAAUUUAUAUGAUGCUAUUAUUAGUGGAUUAUAAAUUGUAGUUAUAAAUGAUGCUGGUGAAGCUUAUGUUCCUGUCUUUGAUUUAACAUUAUCAGAAACUCAAUUGUAAUUUCAGUAGGCCAACUCUAAAUCUAUAUUUUCUACUGUAAUUAAAUUAAGUAGUUCAUUUUAUAACCCUAAGAUUGCUAUUUGGGAACCAAUCUUAGAAAGUUGCAAUUUUUCAAUUGAUGUAUGUUUAAAUCCUAAUGGAGAACCUUAAAAAAUUAUAUUCUUAGAGAUGAUUUAAGAAUAAUAAACUCUCAAUAUCAAUUUAUCUGCUUAAAUGAUUAGUGUUUUUCAUAAAACAUUCAUUUCAUGGAAGUAAGAGAUGGAACAAAAUAAAAAAGAUCAAAGAAAAUCUUAUAUAGAAUAAUAAUCUGAUAAAUAAUUAGAGAGAUCUAUGAGUAUUUAAAUAGAUAAAUCUUUACAAAAUUUUAAAUAGUAAAAGUAAGAAUAUAAUGAAUAAUAAAUAUUCCCAGAUGAAAGAAUUGAUAAUGUUGAUUAUGUUUCUCCUUACACUAUAAGAAAUGAAACAGGAUUUAUACUUGAAAUUAGUGAUACAACAAAUAUAAAUAGAAAGUAUAUUCUAUAGUCUAAUUCUUCAAUUAAUUUUGAAAUUGAUGCUGAUUUUGAUUAAAUGUUUGCUAGAGAAAGAGAUGAUUUACCAUAAUAAUAAUAAAGAUUAGUUACUAUCAAAGUUAUACAUAAUAAAUAUGAAUUUGAACCUAUGAAAUCUAUAGAUUUAGAUUGUAUCAAAGUUACAAGAUGUCCAAUCAAACCUAUUAAUAAAAACACCAAUCACACUUUUAUGUUAUUCAUAGAAGUUGUACCAAAAGAUACAAGAAAACUACUUUUGAUUUCUUCAGAAACCAUAAUUUUCAAUUAAACCAAUAUGGUUAUUGAUUUAUAAUUAUUUGAUCUAUAAGGCACUUAAGAAUCAAAAAAUAUUUAUUAAGCUCAAAUUGAACCUUUUAGAGCAUUUAGUGUACCUAUUGAUAGAACCAGAUAAUAUUUUCAUUUUAAAUUUGAAGGGGAUUAAAAAUAUAGUCAUUAUAUUAAUUUAAGAUACUUAUCUGAUAAUAUUGAAAAGAAAUAUGAAUAUAAACAUAAUGAUUAUUUCACAAUAAUUAGAUGUUCUAAAAGAAAUGUUAAUUAAACUAUUGUUUAUUUGGAAUCACCAUUUUAAAUUAAAAAUUGUUUACCUAUCAACAUUUCAUAUGAAUUAUAUGGUGAUUCUGAAUAAGAUUUAUUAAAUGAUUCUAUAAUUAUCCAUUAAUAAUAAAUUGAUAAUGAAUAAUCAAAUCUCACUAAUAUUAAUCUUAAACACUUAGACAAAUAUUAAUAUGAUAAUUUGUAGUAGAGAGAAAAGGGAUAGAUCAUGAAAUAAGAAUAGAAGUUAAUACACACUAUUUCAUCUAAAGGUAGAUUAGCUAUUACUUUAAAAUUACCAUUCUUUUAAAAUUCAGGAAUUCAUAUGUUAUAUCAUGCUAAAUUCGGUCCUUUUUUAGUUGACAAUAUUUAAUUAUGUGACUUUUUCGGAAAUACUACUGGAUAUGUACUAAUUGAUCAAAUUAAAAAUGUAUUUUAUAUCUAUUGUAAAUAAAUGAUUGUCAACGAAUUACCCUUUAAAGUUUAUUGUUAUGGAAUGACAGACAUUAAAAAAGGCAAUCCAAGUAUUAUUGCUGGAUAACCUAUGAAAGAUUUAUAAUCAAAUGAUUCAGAUGAACUUCAAAAUAUUACACUUUUUAAUGACUAAUAAUAUAUAUCAUUUUCUGCUACUGAGAACCAUAAUUAAUUUUCUGAAACAUUAAAUUUAAAUUACACUGGAAAUUAAACUGUUAGAAUACAAACUGAAUUAAAUUAAAUUAUAGAAGUUGGUUAUAAUAUCUCUUUAAUGUGUGUAGACAGAUAAAAACCUUUAGUAACUAAGGUUUUAACAAUUUCACCAAGAUUUAUCAUCGUUAAUUAAACCUAAAAUACUAUCCAUAUACUUCAAGAAUCAAACCAUUAAUAUUUGGAGAUAAAAUCAAUGGAUAGAAAACCUUUGGUUUGGUAUUCUACACGUUAUUAAUACAUUUCUAUUCAUUAUUAGGAUGAAUUCAUUGAAUGGUCACCAGCUAAUCCAAUUGAUCCAAAUGGAAAUGGUUUCCAAUGUUUUACUAUUAGAGCUGUUAAUAAUCUAUCAACAAUAAAACACUUUAAUUGUAUAUCAAAUAGAGACAAUUAAAUAAUCUAUUUAAUAAUUGUAGAGUGUAAACCAAUAGCUCUAUUAAAUUCAAUCUAUGAAUAAUAAUCUUAAAGAAAUUCAUUAAUUUAGUAAUAAUAGUAAUAAAAAUAAAUUAUAAAUGCCAAUUAAGUUGAUCCACCUUAUGUGAUUGUGAAUAAUUUGGAAUUGGUGAAUUUGAUUUGUUAUCAAUACUGUUGUUCAGAUGAAAAGUAUAGCCAUCGAUAUAAAUUCACUGAAUACAAAUUGUAUAUUAAUAAUAACUAAGAAUGUGCAUUUUCUUGGGAAUAUCCAUGCGAAAGAAGAGAUUUAGUGAUACAAUUGUAAUUUGAAGGAGAAUUGAGAACUCAUUAUCAAAUGAAUCCAAUAUUUAUCAACCUUGAAGAAGCUGAAGCUGUUAAAAAAUAUGUGAUAUCAAGUGGAUUAAAUGAAUAAGAACAAUACAAAUUUUAUAUAAUUUCACUUUGGGAAGGUGCUAGUAGAAAAUUAAAGUUUUAAUAAUAAGAAGUUGAGAAUUAAUAAGAUUAACAUGAUACAAAUAUAUUAAAAUUAGAUAUAAAUUUAAAUAAUGUAGGUAUUUCAUUAAUAGACUAAUUUUAUACAAAAAGGGUGGAGUUAAUUUAUAUUUAUUUCUAAGGGCUUGAAUUUAACUUAUUAUAAACAACUCAGAGCAAAAGAUCAGAAUUCAAAGUGAAAUAUAUCAAUAUCGAUAGUAAUUCAUCAAGUAAGACUAUGUUUCCUGUAAUAUUUACUCCGACUAAAUACAAGGAGAUCUUUGAGUUUAAUAGAUUUCAUUUAUAUUUUUUACUUGAAUAAUCUACUUAGGUAAAAUCAAUUUCACUGAUAAAAAAUAUAAGAGCUUGUCUUCAACCAACAACAUUAAGAUUUACAUCUGAAAUGUUAGAACAAUUAUAUUAAGUUUAUAAAUAGAUUACAUAAUCAUUCAAAUCUAAUUUAAGAGGGGAUGAUUAAUUAAAAAAGUUUGAUUUUGAAUAUGCAAUCAGCUAAGAAGAAUAGUAGAAAUUGCAAUAAUCAAAUAGUGUUACAUUAUCAAACAAAGUUUAAAAUAAAUAUGGAGUAGGAUCUUUUGGAAUAUAAAAUAAUAUAGAAUGGUAAGAACUGGUGAUUGAAUUGAAUGAUUAAUAAGCAACAUAUAUCAAUAAGAUUGAGAUAUCUUCUCUUAACUUUAAUUUAACUUUUUAUAGUAGUGCAAAAUCCAGUCUAUAGUACAAUAUGUUGACAUAAAUAUUAAAGACAAUAGGAAUAGUGGCAGGAAAUAUUGAUGAAGCUCCAUUAAUAUUAGAUGGAAUAUCUUUAGAGAAUUCAUUUGAUACAUCACAUGCUAUUAUGACUAUAUUGGCAACCCAUUAUAAAGAUAUGCUUUUUAAUUUGAUUUUAAAAUUAUUAGGUUCGAUUGAAAUCUUUGGUAAUCCUGUGGGGUUAGUAAAACACUUAGCAAAAGGAGUUUAUGAUCUAUUUGAUAAACCUAUUGAAGGUUUUAUAAAAGGUCCAAUUGAAGGUGGAAUUGGAAUAGUUAAAGGAGCUGGAAGUUUAGUUAAAAAUACUGUAAGUGGAGUCUCCAAUUCUACUAGUAAGAUUGCUGGAAGUAUUAGUGGUAGUUUGGCUUAUAUUAGUUUAGAUAAAGUAUAUAAAUAAGAGAGAGAAUAAAUAAGAGUUGUUAAACCAAAUUAAUUAUUGUCUGGAAUAUAUUUUGGAGGAUAAAUGUUAUACGUAUCCCUUACAAGAGCUGUUGUAGGAGUGUUUGAUUUACCUGUCAAUUAAGCUAAAAGAAAAGGAAUGAAAGGAUUAACUAUUGGAAUACUUGAAGGUACUGCUGGUUUUUUUAUUAAACCAUUUGCAGGAGUAUUUGAUUUUGUAAGUAAGACAACUGAUGGACUUAAAGCUACUGCAUAAUAUUGGGAUGAUAAAGCAAAUGAUAAGAGAACCAGAGAUAUUAGGGUUAUGUAUUAAUAAGAAUAAUUGUAUAAAAAUUAUAAUGAGAAAGAUGCUAAAAUUAUGUAAUUUUUAAUUAGCAUGAAUAAUAAAUUAGAGGAUUAUUAUUACUAUGAUAGUUUUGAAUAUGAGUCAGGAGGCACAGAAUUAGUUUUCGUUUUGAUGUAUUAACAAUUCUUUAAUUGUGACAGAAAGAAUAAAAGAUUUAUAUGGUUAAUCGAUCCGAAUAGUGUAUAAGAUGUUUAAAUGAUUAAUGAUGGUGUUUUGUUUUUGUUAAAAGAUUACAACGAAAAGUAUAAAGUACUUUUUUUGAGUUAUUUAAUAGGCUUAACAAGUAUAAUUACAUAUGACAUAAUAAAGAUAGAAGGAAUAAGUGAUAUUAAAAUCUUAAUGGCUCUUGAGUAAUAUUUGA